Messenger RNA from Chanos chanos (milkfish), 957 nucleotides. RefSeq names its product growth hormone secretagogue receptor type 1. Bases 109 to 957 code for a protein of 282 amino acids. The record is from RefSeq and is a predicted model, not a curated record. Gene Ontology annotation, molecular function: growth hormone secretagogue receptor activity. The transcript has 3 exons. Gene Ontology annotation, cellular component: plasma membrane. Lineage: Eukaryota; Metazoa; Chordata; Actinopteri; Gonorynchiformes; Chanidae. Gene Ontology annotation, biological process: G protein-coupled receptor signaling pathway; hormone-mediated signaling pathway.
UUCAAUAAGACUGAGCUGGUGGUCUUGACAACGUUGUGUGUUCCGCUGCUACUGGUGGGCCUCAUUGGCAACGCUUUGACCAUACUGGUCGUGUGGCUCCGUCCACAGAUGCGAAGCACCACCUACCUGUACCUGAGCAGUAUGGCUGUGUCUGAUAUUCUCAUUCUGCUGCUGAUGCCUCUCGACCUCUAUAAAUUGUGGCGAUAUCGUCCGUGGCUGCUAGGGGAUGCGGUUUGUAAAUUGUCCCAGUUUGUCAGCGAGGGCUGCACUUUCUCCUCCAUCUUACACAUGACUGCUCUGGGAGCCGAGCGUUACCUGGCUGUUUGCUUCCCUCUGAGAGCCCGCCUCCUUGUGACCCGGGGUCGUGUGCGUGCCCUUAUAGCCGGUCUGUGGGUGGUAGCGUUGCUCAGUGCUGGACCAGUAUGGGCAUUGGUGGGGGUGGAGCAGCUGGACGAGGGCGGAGUCACUGAGUGUAGAUGUACACAGUACGCCUUGAGCUCCGGCCUCCUCGCGGCCAUGUUAUGGCUGUCAAAUCUCUAUUUCCUGAUACCACUCUGCCUCCUGUCUCUUCUCUAUGGCCUCAUCGCCCGAAGACUCUGUCUGCGGCGCCACACCCACAGAGAUAACGCCCACCGCCAGACCCUCAGGAUGAUGGUGGUGAUAGUGUUGGCGUUUGUGUUGUGCUGGCUGCCGUUUCACAUUGGUCGUACCCUCUUCUCCAUGUCUGCGGACUCCAGUCCAGACCUGUACUACAUCAGUCAGUAUUUUAACCUGGUGUCCUUUGUGCUCUUCUACCUGAGUGCUGCAAUUAACCCUCUGCUCUAUAACAUCAUGUCAGUGCGCUACAGAUCAGCAGUGCGCAGUCUGCUGAACAUACACACGGGCCUCACAGAUGAGCUCAACCAUAGGGCCCACCCCUCCCCUCUCACACCGUCGCACUCUAGCACACACCUCUGA